AUGCCUCACGCAAAUAAGAAAGGGUCCUGCCAUGUUCUUUCUUGGUUUAGUGGUUUGACAAUCUUGUUUGUGAAUUUAGAUAUGGCUAACAAUUUAGACACAAUGGGGAAAAUCCCACCUGGGAUUUGGCUUAUAAGGAAAAUAAGAGGCAAAGAUUGGAGUCUUAAGACUUAUAGGUACAUGGUUUUGUUGAUCACUUUCAUUGCAUAUACUAGUUACCAUGCAUCAAGAAAACCCAGUAGCAUAGUCAAGAGUGUAUUGGAUCCUGAACCCAACAAGACCACAAACGUGUACCCUUGGCCAAUUGGAAGCGUCUUUGUUAGAGAUGAAUUCCUGGGUGAAAAGAAGGAUAAGUUUGGAUAUAAAGGCUGGGAACCUUUUAAUGGGAAAGAUGGGACAAAGAAAUUGGGUUUGAUUGAUGUUGCAUUUCUUGCUUGUUAUUCUUUGGGAAUGUAUGGUGCUGGCCAUUUAGGCGAUAAGUUGGAUUUGAGGUUGUUUCUGACUUUUGGGAUGAUUGGUAGUGGAAUUUUUGUGGGGUUAUUUGGUAUGGGAUAUUUUUGGAACAUUCAUGUUUUCGGAUUUUAUUUGGUUAUGCAAAUGGUUGCUGGGUUGUUUCAAGCCACGGGUUGGCCUUCUGUUGUGGCUGUGAUUGGUAAUUGGUUUGGGAAAAGGAAGAGAGGGUUAAUAAUGGGUAUUUGGAAUGCACAUACUUCAGUUGGGAAUAUUACUGGCUCUCUUAUUGCCGCAAGUGUUUUGGACUAUGGUUGGGGAUGGUCUUUUAUUGCUCCGGGAACGUUUAUUGCACUAGCAGGGAUAUUUGUUUUCUUGUUUUUAGCUGCUUAUCCCGAGGAUAUUGGAUUUCCUUGCCCAAAUGGCCCAGCGGCAAGGGAAGAGGCAGUGCCUCGCGACUUAGAAGCUCAAACACGGAAUGAAGGUAUUGUGGAAGAGGGGAAGAAUGCUCCCGUCCCAGACAGAUCUGGGGCUAGGAGAAGUGUUGGGCUUCUUGAAGCUUGCUUGAUACCAGGAGUGAUACCAUUUGCAUUUUGCCUGUUCUUCGCCAAGCUCGUGGCUUACACGUUUUUGUAUUGGUUGCCGUUUUAUUUGAGUCAGACAGGUGUUUUCUGGCCUCCAAUUUCUGAUAUUAGAAUUUUACGUAAUAGUGCAAUUUUUUUAACUGCAGAAAUUGGUGGAGAAUACAUGUCCGUGAAGUCAGCUGGAAAUCUAUCAACUCUGUUUGAUGUGGGAGGCAUUGUUGGUGGAAUUCUUGCUGGCCAUAUAUCCGAUAAACUUAGAGCUCGAGCUAUUACAGCAGCAAGUUUCAUGUAUGCUGCAAUUCCUUCUAUGCUUUUAUACAGCCUAUAUGGGAGUCUCUCACAGAGUAUGAACAUCGUACUCAUGAUGAUUACUGGCUUACUCAUAAAUGGGCCGUAUGCACUUAUCACAACGGCAGUAUCUGCUGACCUUGGUACUCACAGUUCUCUUAGAGGGGAUUCUCGAGCACUGGCAACAGUGACUGCCAUAAUUGAUGGUACUGGAUCAAUUGGUGCAGCUCUUGGUCCUCUUCUCACUGGGUUCCUUUCAUCAAAAGGAUGGAAUGAAGUUUUUGUGAUGCUGAUGCUCGGUGCUCUUAUUGCGGGGCUUCUCUUGUCAUGUCAGGUUGUGGCUGAAAUUAAUGAGAAGACUAGUAAAUUGAUGCGUUCAUCCAGUGGACAGCAAAAUUCUCAAGGUAAUGUAAUGAACUGGCUAAUCCCGUAA
This is a messenger RNA of Dovyalis caffra, 1755 nucleotides long. The record is from the annotation of a GenBank genome assembly. NCBI's taxonomy places the organism in Eukaryota, Viridiplantae, Streptophyta, Magnoliopsida, Malpighiales, Salicaceae.